Molecule: messenger RNA, 1004 nt
Organism: Rubroshorea leprosula
Lineage: Eukaryota; Viridiplantae; Streptophyta; Magnoliopsida; Malvales; Dipterocarpaceae
Source: the annotation of a GenBank genome assembly
CAAGGCUGAUAUUUCUCUCCUCAGCCACGUGUUUUGCUCAUCCUCAUCUUCUUCUUCUCCCCGAUGCUCUGCCCCCCGACCCUCUGCACCCGAGAAGCCCCCCAACUACCGCCACCCAUUUUCCUGCCGGAAAUCCGGCAAAGCUUGGGGGUUUUCUCCUUCUUUUCUUGUUCUUGAACCUAGAAAUAUCCCCCUCCCUUCUGCAGAUUUUUGGAUUUGCUUUGCUCUGCUCUGUCCGUCUGCGAGCAGCUUUUGCCGAUUGAGUGCUUCCCGGUUUUCUGGUAAGGGAAUGACUAAGAAUCAUCCCUUUAGCCUUAAUUCAAGUUGGGUUACUCUAAUUGUGUUGUGGGUUCUUGAAUUUUGAGGUUUGCCGUGAGUUCCUCCAUUCCUCUCCCCGUCGGCUUCCUUCCCAGCCGGACCCGGUGCUUCCUGGGAGAAAAUCCUGUGAAUUAGCUAGUGUUCGGCCAAUUUUGGAGGUGCAGUCACUGUUCACGCACUGUUCACGGGUACUGUUCACGAGGUACUGUUCACACACCGAGGGUUAAUGAUUAACGGGGAUUUAAAGGUUUAGUUUGUGAUAUAAGAAUGAAUUUGGAGAUGUUCGGUUAUGUGGAGAUUGAUAGAAAUAGCAUCGAGAUUAGGGGUAGUCCCGAUGAUGAUUUUACUUUGAAUUUGUGGUGUUUUCCUUGUCCACCAUUUCAGGAAUCGAAACCGAGGACGGGGAAACCGAGGGGAGUGACAAGUUAGAAGGCUAGCCAUUUCGAGAUUGGUAUAGAUUUAGAAAUAAAUCAUGCUCUUGCAAGCUAGAGUGUAUUUGGAGAUUUUAUGAUAUUAGAGAAGUUUUAAAAUUUGAUCUUCAGAUUUUUGUGGUAUCAGAUGUGAAUUGGAUAAGUUCCGAGCCUUGUGCAUUUGUGGGACCCACUCACGAGUGCAUGGCGUCUGUCGCGCCUCGAAUUCGGGUUUGGGGCGUGACAAUAGCUUUGAUAUAAAAUUGAAAGUUGAAG